AUGGCAGCUAUGUCAAAAGUUGAGGCCUAGGAAGGUGUUCAAAAAGUCUAAUCUAGUGACCCAAAACUUCUUUAUUUUUUCAGUGCGGAAACCGCGACUCGGAGGUGUGUUGCGUGUACACGGAUGUCGUCAAAGAGCGAUCGGUGAUGGACGGAAAGCCGUAUGAGGCGGGACGAUUCGCGAAGAGUCUCCGGAUGCAGUGCAUGAGGGUACGAGGGAUUAUAAUGUAGACUCUAGCACCAUUUUCUGUUCAGGAACACCUCGGCCUCCUGGCCGAAUCGCGUCGGAAGGCCAAGUUCGCGUACGCGGUCUCGUGCGACGAUCCGGUCGCCGACAGUUUCUACGUGGACGUGUGGCAGGCGACGGCGAAGAGCAACGCGCAGAUUUACGAGGAGGUGUUCCGCUCGUAUCCGACCGACUUUGUCGAGACGUUCGAAGAGUUCCAAAAGUGGACUUCGCAGAUUCCAAUGUCCGAAUAUUCGCCCCAACAGGCGGAGGAACGAGUUCGCGACCUCAAAGGUACGCAUCAAACUAUACGCGGUCCAACUUUUUUAUCAGUGCGUAAAUGCUGAAACCCUGUAACCUUAUUUCGUCGGAAAUGUCGCUAACAUCACUGCCUGAUGUCACUUUCCUCACGGCGACCAAAAAUGAAGAAAUGGGCGUGGCCCAGGUGGCCGGAAGUUCGAAUUUCCCUCAUCAAUUUGAGCUCAAAACGGACAGAUUUCACUGAAAACUGAAAAAGUUGAAUCGAUUUGAAGUAAUGUAUUAGAUAUUAGGAACGUUGCAGUUUUGACAACGAUAUUGUCCGAAAACCGUUCAGAUGGCCCAAAUAAAAAUUUAUGAUUUCAGCGCAGCAAAAUCUGCAAAAUGUGCUGUUUUUACAAAACUGUUCUUUGCAGGUGUCCUCGUCGAUUUCCCGCUAAACUUCCUCUGCAAAGCCACGUUGACGCCGGGAAUCACCUCGAAAGAAGGCCUCGUCCCAAGUGCCGUAUUCACAUAA
Caenorhabditis sp. 36 PRJEB53466 is the source of this 1000-nucleotide messenger RNA. The record is from the annotation of a GenBank genome assembly. NCBI's taxonomy places the organism in Eukaryota, Metazoa, Nematoda, Chromadorea, Rhabditida, Rhabditidae.